Molecule: messenger RNA, 771 nt
Organism: Gastrolobium bilobum
Lineage: Eukaryota; Viridiplantae; Streptophyta; Magnoliopsida; Fabales; Fabaceae
Product: probable aquaporin TIP5-1
Exons: 3
Coding region: 1-771 (256 amino acids)
Biological process (GO): water transport; transmembrane transport
Cellular component (GO): membrane
Molecular function (GO): water channel activity
Source: RefSeq, a predicted model, not a curated record
AUGGGUCCAUCUUCUGUAAAUGUCACUUCCCGCUUUCAUGAAUCUGUCACUCGAAAUGCAUUUCGUUCUUAUCUCGCUGAGUUUAUCUCUACUUUCUUCUAUGUCUUAGUUGUUGUUGGCUCUGGAAUGUCCUCACGGAAAUUGAUGCCUGAUGCUUCACUGAACCCAACUAAUCUGGUUGUGGUUGCCAUUGCCAAUGCUUUUGCUUUGUCCUCAGUUUUGUAUAUUGCAUGGGACAUCUCCGGUGGACAUGUCAACCCUGCCGUGACCUUUGCAAUGGCAGUGGGAGGCCACAUUAGCAUACCAACUGCUCUCUUUUACUGGGUUGCUCAGUUGAUAGCCUCUGUUAUCGCAUGCCUUGUCCUGAGGGUUAUUGUUGUUGGAAUGCAUGUACCAACAUACUCUAUUGCAGAAGAGAUGACAGGUUUUGGAGCAUCCAUAUUAGAGGGUCUACUAACAUUUGUUUUGGUGUACACUGUGUAUGCUGCUAGGGACCCUAGGCGUGGUCCAUUGAGUUCCACUGGUACACUUGUUAUUGGUUUAAUAGUUGGGGCAAGUGUAUUGGCCGCUGGUCCAUUUUCUGGCGGGUCAAUGAACCCUGCAUGUGCUUUUGGCUCAGCUGCCAUUGCAGGCACUUUCAGGAAUCAAGCAGUAUAUUGGGUUGGACCCUUGAUUGGUGCUACCAUUGCUGGCCUUCUUUAUGAUAAUGUGGUGUUCCCUUCUCAGAAUGCAGAUUCAAUUAGAGGGGUUUCAGAAAGAGUUGGGGUGUAA